UGUGGUUCAAUAAACGGUUUUAAUCCGUCCAUCAGGUGGUGUUUUUUUGUUUUCAGACCUCAGUCAUCAUUCACCAUCAGCCUCAAGUCCACAGCUGUGAAGGACUCAUGUUUCCACCCGUCCAGUCUGAAUGUUAUCGGUGACCAGCAGCAGCUGCUCGGUCAUUUAUUAAUCUGUUGGUGAUAAAAGCAGGUGAGAACCCUCAGACUGUCAUCAGAUUCCUGCGGCAGAACUCAGAAAAACUCCAGCUAACAUACAUCACAGUUCACAUCCCAGCAGCAGCUCAACUCUGGCUAUGAAGCUGCUGUCAGCUCUUCUCCUCCUGCUGGUUCCUCUGUUGGCCAGCAGUCAGAUUUUGGACUGCAACGACGUUUAUCUUCAGAAUCCCAGCAGGCCCAGUGGAGUUUACACCACCUAUCCCACCGGAUCCACAUCAGGUAUCCAGGUUUACUGUGACAUGGACUCACAUGGAGGAAGAUGGACCGUGUUCCAGAGAAGGAUGGACGGCACGGUAAACUUCUACAGGAACUGGAAUGACUACAAGUUGGGCUUUGGGAACGCCGAUGGAGAGUACUGGCUUGGUCUGGAGAACAUCUACUCCCUCACUCAGAAGAAACCGUAUGAGCUGGUAGUGGACAUGGAGGACUUUGAAGGAAACAAGGUGUAUGCUCGCUACACCUCAUUCAGUGUGGGUCCCGAGUCCGAUGGGUAUCGUCUAAACGUGGGUGGUUUCAUCAAUGGAGGAGCAGGAAACUCUCUGGGACAAUUCAAUGGAAAUAACUGGCAAACCUUUGACCAUUACCAGCACGCCGGGCCCGAAAACUGUGCAAGGCUUUUUCUGGGAGCCUUCUGGUACUGGAGGUGCUACUAUGGAAACCCAAACGGGGUCUACAUCUGGGGCGCUAAUGGAUCUAACUAUGAGGUUGGAGUAAUCUGGUACCACUGGAAGGCCCAGUACAAUCAGCCCGACUAUUCUCUGAAGGCCAUCAGCAUGAAGAUCCGCCCUGUUCAGUAAAUCAGCAGCUCAGAACUCCAACAGGAAGCUGUCACAUCCAACAUGAAUAUUUGACAAUAAAGGCUGAACAGAUCA
Molecule: messenger RNA, 1090 nt
Organism: Poecilia latipinna (sailfin molly)
Lineage: Eukaryota; Metazoa; Chordata; Actinopteri; Cyprinodontiformes; Poeciliidae
Product: microfibril-associated glycoprotein 4-like
Exons: 6
Coding region: 296-1015 (239 amino acids)
Biological process (GO): elastic fiber assembly
Source: RefSeq, a predicted model, not a curated record